UUUUUUAAAUAUCUUAACAAUAAAGUGAAUAUUUACAAUUUUAGAAACAUUAAUCCAUAUAAAAGUGUUUAGUAGACGUGCACACACACAUUUUAUUAAAUUAGCCACAUCAAAGUAAAAAACCAAAUAACAUUGUACACGCGUUGUGGCGUCAAACAUCUCGUUACGCAUGCUUAAUGUGGAAUCGAAAUAAAUUACAAGUGUUUUAGCCUUCGCGCGCAGAGUUGGUAAUAUAUCAAAUUUGAAAACCAGCUGCAACAACAAAAGUGUAUAUACAAGUAAAUAACAGCAAUUAACAACAACUAACAAACUACAACAGCGACGGCAGAAGCAGCAGCAGCAGCAGCUGAGAGCUGAAUUACUAUUCAUCGCCUCGCAGUCUUGUUAUCCAUCCAGUAGUCGAACCCACUUUCGGCAUAUACACGUAUGUAUGUGUAUGUAUAUAUGUAUGUACGUAUACAUAGUGUAUGCUCAAACAUCGCGUCUAACUAUAGCACAGAUCAGGCUAAAAAUAGCCCAAACAUUGACAGCAGCGCCAAGAAACCACAACAAGGAAUUCGUUGGCAAACAAAGUUGCAGAUUGUUACUUUUUAAUUGCAUACACACUCGUUCAUACCGAGCAGAAUAGGCGGGCAGUGGGACUCUAAGCCGCCUCAACCACCACAACUGCACACGAAACGACGACAAUCACUCGCGCUCUGUGGCUAGCUGUUGCUGGACGUUUGCUGAAGAUAGUCACCGCCGCCGCCGCGGUUAUUGUGGGCUAAGUCGUGGGCAAACAAAGAAAAAUUUAAAAAAAACUAGUUAUUUGCAGUGUUAAUCGCAACAAACAUAAACAAGAAAAAAAUCCCAACAUCACCGAUAUCAUCAGCAGCAGCAAACAACCAAAUACCCUGAAAUCGAGCAUAGAUUUAAACAAAACUACAAGGCUCUAGCAAAAGAUGAAGUUUCCAGAACAGACCUUAAGUUUUCCUAAUCUGCUAUGCCUUAGCUUUGUUGUGAUCAGUCUUGUAUUUUGCGUGGAACUAUCGCCGCAUUGUACAGAAGCUCUACCACUGCUGCCCGGUGGCAGCACCGAAGUAGAGUUUAAACGCUACUGCAGUACGAAUCUCUCAGAUGCUAUACGUCUAAUAUGCGGCGGACGUUACUAUUCACUGUCGCGAAAGUUUCCCGAUAGUGUAGGCAUGGCACAAGUAUCCAGCCUGAAGCGAUUGGCUGGCGAGGAUGGCGAAUAUCGGCAACCUUUUCAAGGCGCCAUACACGAAUGUUGUCGGCGUCCUUGCGGAUAUUCGGAGCUCAAGUCUUAUUGUGAUCCCGAUUACUGAUCUUCGUUUAGCUAAAACUCAGAAACUCUUAUGAGUUGCUCACACGCGAAAUUUAAUUCAUUUAAAUAUGUAUUAGCCAUAACCUCAUGCAUUUGAAUCAUACGAAUUUGUUUUAACGAUAUUAAAUUUUAAUGGUAAAGAAAGUCUUAAAAUUUAUUAUUACAUUAGUUUAAGAAGUGAAUAUCUAAUAUUUAAAUAUUAGUUACUUAUACUUACAUACAAUACAUACAUACAUACAUACAUACAUACAAACACACAUGCAAACAUGCAUGCUUACAAAUAUGCGAACAAUGAAUGGUGGAUAUGCAUAUGUAUGUAUGUAAGUGUAUGUAGAAAAAACGGAAGAAGUUAAAGGUUGAUAAUGCGACCCAUGUGAUAUAUGUACGUGAAGUUAAAUUAUUAUUGUAAAACAAUGAGGAAAACAACAAACAAAGACAAUUAAUUGACAAUGCGUGAUCUGUUACCAACUGAUUGGACUUUGUUUUCUCAUGCAUACAUACACACAAAUAUAAUAUAUACAACUACAAUUUAUACACGUAUGUAUGCAUGGAUUUAAGAGUAUAUUGAAAAUGUGGCUUGUGCUGUUUACAAAUUUUAUAUAACGAGUAUUUGUUGAGGUUAACGAAUAAAUUAAUUGUUUUGUUUUAUUUCUACUCAAACACAUUUAUUUCUAGUUAAAUUGAUUUUAGUCGAAUUUAGGAAAAGCAACGUACAGAAACGAAGGAGUUUAUAGUUAGUAAAUCAUUUAUCAAUUAUAAAAUAAUAUUAUUGUACUUUACCUAACUCGCUGUAUAACUAAAUUAAAUA
Messenger RNA from Ceratitis capitata (Mediterranean fruit fly), 2132 nucleotides. Its product is annotated as insulin. The record is from RefSeq and is a predicted model, not a curated record. Gene Ontology annotation, molecular function: hormone activity. The transcript is spliced from 3 exons. Lineage: Eukaryota; Metazoa; Arthropoda; Insecta; Diptera; Tephritidae. Bases 942 to 1325 code for a protein of 127 amino acids. Gene Ontology annotation, cellular component: extracellular region.